Molecule: messenger RNA, 1785 nt
Organism: Ogataea philodendri
Lineage: Eukaryota; Fungi; Ascomycota; Pichiomycetes; Pichiales; Pichiaceae
Exons: 1
Coding region: 1-1785 (594 amino acids)
Biological process (GO): Ras protein signal transduction; protein ubiquitination
Cellular component (GO): cytoplasm
Molecular function (GO): zinc ion binding; ubiquitin protein ligase activity
Source: RefSeq, a predicted model, not a curated record
AUGGAUGGCAAUUUGGAUUCAUCGUACACAAUUUUCUUUGAUUUAUUCAAACCAGACGAAUUGAUUGGAGAAGCGUUUCUACACGGCGAAUCAAACAUCAAAGCCACAGAAUAUCUAGGGGUUCUAGACAAGAAGAAGCUAGUCAAUUUCACAGAAGAUCUAUUUGCUGAUCCUUGGACCAAUCUUGUGUUUUCGCAUAAGGACGUCUUCACCGACCUUCCAAAGAAAUCAACAACUUCUGGAGAUUUAGUCAGAACAUUAAACAGUCUUACACCAAGUGAAAGUCUUAUUGAGCGUAAGGUUAAAGAAUUAAAGCUCCGUGAAUCAGAUAAGAUCGAUUACCGAUUUUCACGAAUAACAAUUGAGGUUGCAGACAUGAACGGUAUUGAUUUGCAUUCCAACGAGCCGUUAAAGGCCAAAUUGCUCGGAUAUGGCGUGAUCCGGCUAUUUAAAGACCGGGACGAGACACAAUCGGAUAUACAAGAGGCACACGUCAAGGGCGACGAGACAAUGGUGGCGAUUUUGAGUGUUCCCUUCUACUUUUCGGCAAGUGAUCUUCUGUUGGGGUUUUUCAACGCAAAAGUGAGGAAUCAGGUGACCCAUUUCAGGCUGAUCAGGACCCAGACCCCUAAUAGAUUUAUGGUUCUGAUGAAGUUUAAAAACCACAAAGACGCCCAGGAAUUUGUUGAUAAUUACAACGGAGCACCGUUCAACUCUAUGGAACCCGAAACGUGCCAAGUGGUAUUCAUUAAAGAGAUUCUUUUCCGUCCCAACAAGCACGAGCAUGAAACUUUGAGCACAAUACCUUAUUUAUUGGACGACCCAUUCACAACCAAUGAUACGACGACCGUUAAUACUUCGUCACAAAUGAUUGAGCUGGCGUCUUGUCCUGUCUGUUUGGAACGGUUGGACUCCACAAUCACCGGAUUACUAACAAUUCCUUGCCAGCACACUUUCCACUGUCAAUGUCUAUCCAAAUGGAAAGACGACUCCUGUCCAGUUUGUCGAUACUCUGCUAAACUUGAUGUGCGCCAAAACAUUGCCUCCGAGCAGGAAGAGAAAUGUCUUACAUGCGGAGCCAGCGAUAACCUGUGGAUCUGUCUGAUUUGUGGCCACAUUGGCUGCGGAAGAUACGAUCUGGGCCACGCAAUUGACCAUUACAACGAAACAUCGCACUGUUUUGCCAUGGAAACAACGUCGCAGCGGGUUUGGGACUACGCUGGAGACAACUACGUCCACAGACUUGUUCAAAACGAGGCAGAUGGAAAGCUGGUGGAGCUGCCAGUUCGCAGCGGGAAGGAAAGAGUUGCUGGAUCCAGCAGCAACGAGGAAAAAGUGGAAAAGAUAGGGUUCGAGUACUCCAAGAUGCUGAUUGCGCAACUGGAGUCGCAGCGAGAGUACUACGAAAUGAAGUUUGAAGAAGCAAACAACAAGGUCUUGUUGGCUAACGAUAAUUUACAUGAAAUGAAAGACAACAUUGCAGAGCUCAAAAAGGAGUUUGACAAGCUGAAACAGUCCAAGCAGGAUACACCCAAACCUGUAAAAGACGUGGAAACAGAGAAAAAAUACAAGGAGGAGCUUCUUUUGAACCAGGCUUUGUCUGAAAAGAUUGACUACCUGUCAAAGGAAAACGAAGAGUUGAAAGCGAAAAACACAGAAUUGCAAGAACAAGUGACUGAUAUUAUGUUCUAUUUAGAAUCACAAGAAAAGUUCAAAAAUGCAUCGAAUGAAGUGAAGGAAGGAAAAGUCAUCAUGAAACCUGGUCGCAAGGGAAGAAGAAAAUAA